Molecule: messenger RNA, 699 nt
Organism: Phoenix dactylifera (date palm)
Lineage: Eukaryota; Viridiplantae; Streptophyta; Magnoliopsida; Arecales; Arecaceae
Source: RefSeq, a predicted model, not a curated record
AUGCUCGGCAUCGUCUACCGCGACCUUAAGCCGGAGAACAUCCUCAUCUGCUCCAAUGGCCACAUCAUGCUCUCCGACUUCGAUCUCUCCCUCCAGCCCACCUCCUCCCCAACCCUCGAGGCCGCCGCUGCCUCCGCCGAUGCCUCCGACGGCACUGACCACCCCUCCUGCCUCCCCGACUGCCUCUUCCGCCCUCGCAAGCCGGCCCCCCUCCCCUCCCCCUCCCGCCAGUUCGUCGCCGAGCCGAUCGCCGCCCGGUCCUGCUCCUUUGUCGGCACCCACGGGUACGUUGCCCCCGAGGUCGCCGCUGGCCACUCCCACGGCAGCGCCGUCGACUGGUGGGCCUACGGCGUCCUGCUCUAUGAGCUUUUCUACGGCCGGACUCCCUUCGCCAGGCCCAGUAACGUGGCCACCCUCCGCAACAUCGCCAAGCAGCCCCUCGCCUUCUCCCCAACUCGCGGCCCGGUCGACUCUGCUGCCCGAGACCUCAUCUCUGGCUAUUACUUGGUUUUUGAGGAAGAUCAUAUUGGCUCUCUUAGGUCUCAACAUGCAGACAUUGUUAGGGCUAUUCCUUCGUCAUCCCUCUCUACAACUCCUCCUUCUAGUCCCACCAUUAUUGAUGCUGUAGCUUCUGGUUCUUCAGUGUCUCCUGGCUCCUCCACAAAGCAGGAAUGUUGUUAUUGCAAACUACCUAUAUAG